This is a messenger RNA of Pteropus alecto (black flying fox), 4455 nucleotides long. RefSeq names its product DNA ligase 3 (gene LIG3). Bases 832 to 3921 code for a protein of 1029 amino acids. Gene Ontology annotation, biological process: double-strand break repair via alternative nonhomologous end joining; DNA biosynthetic process; lagging strand elongation. The record is from RefSeq and is a predicted model, not a curated record. Gene Ontology annotation, cellular component: DNA ligase III-XRCC1 complex. Gene Ontology annotation, molecular function: DNA ligase (ATP) activity; ATP binding; zinc ion binding. The transcript is spliced from 20 exons. NCBI's taxonomy places the organism in Eukaryota, Metazoa, Chordata, Mammalia, Chiroptera, Pteropodidae.
GCCCGCAGAGCUCCAGGGCACACCCUCCGUGACGUGACGGCCCCCCUGGAGCCCAUGGGGGAUGGUUCGCGGCUCUCCCUGGCCCCUACGGGUCCCCGCCAAGAAAGGUUCCUCCGCGGGGGCUGCUCUGGCCCCUGCCGGCUCAGCACGCUGAAGCCUUUCUUUUGCUGCUGCGUCCUUUUCCCCAUCCCCGGGCUCUUUGCUUGGUCCCCGGCCGUCCGAAGCCAAGAGACUCGCUUCCCCACCUCCUCUCCGGUGACCCCGGGGUCUGCACCCGGCUAGUAACCCCUGCCCACUGUCCCGAAAGCAUCGCGGGAUGGCCCUCCAGGAAAAGCGGCAGCAAGGCUUUCACUUCCCGGCCUGGUGCAGCUCACUGGCCCGAGGCGGCCCGGGCUGCGUUCAGGCCUCAGUGGUUUCCUUCUAGACAGACUUCUUUUCAUGAAAUUCUGAGCAGUGGCCGUUGGGGACUGUGGGACAGGCUGGUUUCCUCAAAGCAGCAUUGUGCCUCCUCGUGGCCCGGUGCUUUCUGGGCCUCCGGCCCUGCGGAGGUUGGGGUACUCUGAAGUCAGUACCUUUCAUUACGGGUUUUAAGGGGUGCUUCAUAAAUCGUUCUUCCUGAGGAACAUAUUGAAACCUCAUUUGUUCUGAGCCUCACUUAUGGGCCUGCCAAACUUUCACAUACUUCACCUCUGUGGUUAUAAAACUUUUGGGGGGUAUAGAGUACUUUGUGAAUUUCAUGAAAAUCAUAAACCUUCUCUCCCCCAAAAAGGUACAUAUUAAUAUGCAUAUUUUAUAUAUAAAGGAAUUCAGAGCCUCCCACCCCCACCCCAUAUGUGGACUCAUUUUAAUUUUCCCAACCAUUCUUUGAGCUGUAUGACUUUGGCUUUCAAGAUUCUCUUCCCAUCAACCCUCCGUGCACUCAGCCGAAAAGAAUUGUGCCUAUUCCGAGAAGAACAUCUUUGGCCAAACAUAAAACAUUUCAGCCAGUGGUCAGAAACAGAUCGGCUUCAUGGGCCCUGCCUACUCCGGAAAAGAAAGCCUGUUCUGUCAUUCCAGGAAGGCAGUCUAAGACUACGUGCCACCUGCCUUGUCUUAUUGCCAGGGUCGCAUGUGGGACUCUGCAGUGGGCCCUGUGAGAUGGCUGAGCAACGGUUCUGUGUUGACUAUGCCAAGCGUGGCACAGCCGGCUGCAAAAAAUGCAAGGAAAAGAUUGUAAAGGGUGUGUGCCGAAUCGGCAAAGUGGUACCUAAUCCUUUCUCAGAGUCCGGGGGUGAUAUGAAAGAGUGGUACCACAUUAAAUGCAUAUUUGAGAAACUGGAGCGGGCCCGGGCCACCACAAAAAAAAUCGAGGACCUCACAGAGCUGGAAGGCUGGGAAGAGCUGGAAGAUAAUGAGAAAGAACAGAUAAACCAGCACAUUACAGAUCUAUCUUCUAAGACAGCAAGCACACCAAAGAAGAAAGCUGUUGUCCAGGCUAAGCUGACAGCUACUGGCCAGGUGACAUCUCCAGUGAAAGGUGCCUCAUUUGUUACCAGUACCAAUACCCGGAAAUUUUCUGGCUUUUCAGCCAUGCCCAACAACUCUGGGGAAGCCCGCUCAAGCCCUACCCCUAGAAGAAGUCUUUCCUCAAGCAAAUGUGACCCUAAGCACAAGGAUUGUCUGCUACGUGUGUUUCGGAAGUUGUGUGCCACAGUGGCUGAAAAUCCUAGCUACAACAUGAAGACUCAGAUCAUCCAGGACUUCCUUCGGAAAGGCUCAGCAGGAGAUGGUUUCCACGGUGAUGUGUACCUAACAGUGAAGCUGCUUCUACCAGGUGUUAUUAAGAGUGUUUACAACUUGAAUGAUAAGCAGAUCGUGAAGCUUUUUAGCCGCAUUUUUAACUGCAACCCAGAUGAUAUGGCACGGGACCUAGAGCAGGGUGACGUGUCAGAGACGAUCAGAGUCUUCUUUGAGCAGAGCAAGUCUUUCCCCCCAGCUGCCAAGAGCCUCCUCACCAUCCAGGAGGUGGACGAAUUCCUCCUGCGGCUCUCCAAGCUCACCAAGGAGGAUGAGCAACAACAGGCCCUGCAGGACAUCGCCUCCAGGUGUACAGCCAAUGACCUCAAGUGCAUCAUCAGCAAUAAGGUCAAAGACAGUGUUUUUUAUUUCCAUGCUCCUGUUCACAUUGGCAGGUUAGACGCCCUUGACCCCAAUGCCUAUGAAGCCUUCAAAGCCUCGCGCAACCUGCAGGAUGUGGUUGAGCGGGUCCUUCACAAUGAGCAGGAGGUGGAGAAGGAGCCAGGCCAGAGACGAUCUCUAAGUGUGCAGGCCUCACUGAUGACCCCAGUGCAGCCCAUGCUGGCCGAGGCCUGCAAGUCCAUAGAGUAUGCGAUAAGGAAGUGUCCUAAUGGCAUGUUCUCUGAGAUCAAGUAUGAUGGGGAGCGAGUCCAGGUGCAUAAGAAUGGGGACCACUUCAGCUACUUCAGCCGCAGUCUCAAGCCUGUAUUACCUCACAAGGUGGCCCACUUUAAGGACUACAUCCCCCAGGCUUUCCCUGGGGGCCACAGCAUGAUCUUGGAUUCUGAGGUGCUCCUGAUUGACAACAAGACAGGCAAACCACUGCCUUUUGGGACUUUGGGAGUGCACAAGAAAGCUGCCUUCCAGGAUGCUAAUGUCUGCCUGUUUGUUUUCGAUUGUAUCUACUUCAAUGAUGUCAGUUUGAUGGACAGGCCUCUGUGUGAGCGGCGGAAGUUUCUUCAUGAUAAUAUGGUUGAAAUUCCCAAUCGGAUCAUGUUCUCAGAAAUGAAGCAAGUGACGAAAGUCUCAGACUUGGUUGACAUGAUAAACCGGGUGAUCAGAGAGGGAUUGGAAGGGCUGGUGCUGAAAGACGUGAAGGGUACAUAUGAGCCUGGAAAGCGGCAUUGGCUGAAAGUGAAGAAAGACUAUUUGAAUGAGGGGGCAAUGGCUGACACAGCUGACCUGGUGGUCCUUGGGGCCUUCUAUGGGCAAGGGAGCAAAGGUGGCAUGAUGUCCAUCUUCCUCAUGGGCUGCUACGAUCCAAGCAGCCAGAAGUGGUGCACAGUCACCAAGUGUUCAGGUGGCCAUGAUGAUGCAACACUGGCCCGCCUGCAGAAGGAGCUGGACAUGGUGAAAAUCAGCAAGGAUCCCAGCAAGAUACCUAGCUGGCUGAAAAUCAACAAGAUCUACUAUCCUGACUUUAUCGUCCCAGACCCAAAGAAAGCUGCCGUGUGGGAGAUCACAGGAGCUGAAUUCUCCAAAUCUGAGGCUCACACAGCUGAUGGGAUCUCCAUCCGAUUCCCUCGCUGCACCCGAAUCCGUCAUGAUAAGGAUUGGAAAUCUGCCACUAACCUCCCCAAGCUCAAGGAACUGUACCAGCUAUCCAAGGAGAGGGCAGACUUCACCGUGGUGGCUGGAGAUGAGGGGAGCUCCACUACAGGGGGCAGCAGCGGAGAGAAUGAGGGCACCUCAAAGCCUUCUGUGUCUCGCAAAACCAGAACCUCCCCCAAGCAUCCUUCUGCCAGUGCCAAGAAGGCAGAAGGAAAUCUGAGUAGCCCUAACAGCAAAGGUGGCCACAAGCUGACUGCAAAGCCUUCUCCUGUGAAGGUGGGAGAGAAGCUGGUCACAAAGUCUUCUGUGAAAGUUGGGGUGAAGCGGAAGGCUCCUGAUGAGACCCCAUGCCAAGCAAAGGUGCUACUAGACAUCUUCACUGGGGUGCGGCUCUACCUGCCGCCCUCCACACCAGACUUCAGCCGUCUCAGACGCUACUUCGUGGCAUUCAAUGGGGACUUGGUACAGGAAUUUGACAUGGCCUCAGCUACACAUGUGCUGGGUAGCAGGGACAAGAACCUUGAGGCCCAACAGGUCUCCUCCGAGUGGAUUUGGGCAUGUAUCCGGAAACGGAGACUGGUAGCUCCCUGCUAGGACUGCUGCCUACCCUUCCCUACCAUGGGUUCUGGCUGGGGCAGAACAGGAUGGGGACAGACUUUCUUCUCCAAGCAAUGUGUCUUCCAAAACCCACCAACCAUGCAUGGUCUCUCCCCAGCCAGGAGUCAGGUGCUAUGGGUGCCACCAGUGAAGAAACUGACUUCCGUUUCUCCUGCUGGUUUACAUAGAUCUUUCAGAUCUGUGUGCUAGUUUUGUCUUUUUGUUCUUUAAAAAGCUUUUUUCCUUUAAAAAAAAAAUAACACAUCUUACAGUUAUCUCUGUCCUUCCCCCCACUUCUACCCCGAGUAAAGUCAAGGCUGGGCUACUGAAGCUCUGUCCACGAAGCCAAUCCCAGUGACAGUCUUCUUCUUCCUGCCUGCCUCCUUUUACUUCUAGGCUCAUUUUAAAAUUGUAUUUCAGAGACUGCCCUCCCUCAGAAAAAUGCUGCUUACAUUUGGCAAAACUUGUAUUCAUCCCUUUUUCCCAGGAAUGAAACCUCAUUGGAAAGAAAAUAAAAUGAAUUUUCUGACA